UAAAUUAAUUAGGAGACUUUAACGAAGUUGAUUUAAAAUUAGGGGUAGGUAAGGUUUUGCGUAGAAAAUUUGUAAAAACUGUUAAGUCUUCAUUCAUUUUUGAGAAACCAGCGGAGAGUUCGGCGGCGGAGGGAGAAUGGGAAAGCGAGACAAGAAACAGAAACAUCACGACGGACAUUCUCGCCGUAGGGAUUUCAAGUUUAAUUCAGAAGGAGAUGUUGCGGAAGAUGGUGAUCUUCAUAGCUAUCCAGUAGAAGAAGAAGAAGUUGAAGAAGAAGUAGUAGAAGUGGAGGAGGAUGCGGAGGAGGAGGAACAAGAAACAAGUAAUGAGGGCUCAUCAGUGGAUAUUCCUUCGAAAUUUCAACUCUAUCAACAAUCAGUUCAGUCACCCAAAGGAGAUAUAAGUUAUUUGCAGAAGUUUUUUUUAAUGUACGUGGGAGGUAGGCAGCCGAUCCAUUUCCAAGAAGAUUUUUGUGGCACUGCACUUUUGAGUAUAGAAUGGCUUCGAAAUGAUUCACGUAGGACUGCUAUAGGUUUGGAUCUUGAUCUUGAGGCAUUAACGUGGUGCAUGGAGAACAAUGUUAACCGAAUUGGAGCCGACGGAUAUUCAAGAAUCUCUCUUUUUCAUGGAAAUGUUCUGCAUCCUUCUGAGGCCAGACUUGUCAAUCCAAAGCCCGAGGAGGAGCUGAUUGAAAAUUUAACAUUGGAAGAUAGCAAAGAUAAUCUCGAAGCCAGUGCAUCAAAAUCCAUUGUGAAAGAGGAAUCUGCCUCUUCUAACGAUAACAACUAUAUAAAGAGGAACAUUACAUUGCCUGCCAGAGAUAUUGUGUGCGCAUUUAACUACAGCUGUUGUUGUCUCCAUUCACGUAAAGAUCUUGUUAUGUAUUUUAAGCAUGCCCGUGCUAGCUUAUCCAGAAAAGGUGGGAUAUUUGUCAUGGAUUUGUAUGGCGGUACCUCGUCAGAACAGAAGUUGAAGCUUCAAAGGAAAUUCGCUAAUUUUAAGUAUAUCUGGGAGCAAGCUGAGUUCGACAUCGUUGGACGUAAAACGAGGAUUAGCCUCCAUUUUGAUCUUAAGAAGCAGCAGAAGAAGCUUCGCCAUGCAUUUUCAUACAGCUGGAGACUGUGGUCAUUACCGGAGAUCAAAGACUGCUUGGAAGAGGCUGGAUUCAGAUCCAUCCACAUUUGGAUUCGGCAGAUGCCGGACACCGAAGAGAUUAGAAGUAUAGAGGGGUUUGGCACAGGAAGUGAAGUGAAAUAUGAGGAGGUCGAAACUUUUCAACAAAAGGAUUCUUGGAACGCAUAUAUUGUUGGUGUUUCAUAGUUUUGAGCACCCAGAAAUUCUAUGAUCUUGGGCAUUCGAUUUUCAUGUCGUUUUCGUUGGUGUCGGAAACUGCAGUUCUGCCUUUCUUUAAAACAAAACUGUAGUAGCAAGGGAGACAAGGUAGGCAAAUAAGGUAUUUCAAGCUCAUCCCAUUAUUGCUAAUGUUCUCUUUUUUAGUUCUUACAGUUCAUUGGUCAAAGUUCCUCCAAUAUGAAGUGAUUUCUUAGCUGCAGUAUGGUAUACCUUACCACAGUUCUAACUGUGAUUUUUCCUCCAAGGCUCUACCUAUUUAGCUGAGUGCAAAUUCGAAUUUUUAUUUUUUGGCAUCUCUGAAGUCUCGUACAGUUUUGUUUAUUUGCAUUGAUAAAAUUCUCCACCUUCAAUGAUU
Messenger RNA from Cucurbita moschata (crookneck pumpkin), 1709 nucleotides. RefSeq lists its product as uncharacterized. Lineage: Eukaryota; Viridiplantae; Streptophyta; Magnoliopsida; Cucurbitales; Cucurbitaceae. The record is from RefSeq and is a predicted model, not a curated record. The coding region runs from base 137 to 1321 and encodes 394 amino acids. The transcript is spliced from 5 exons.